Messenger RNA from Zingiber officinale, 1176 nucleotides. Its product is annotated as leucine-rich repeat receptor-like protein kinase PEPR2. Gene Ontology annotation, molecular function: protein binding. The record is from RefSeq and is a predicted model, not a curated record. The coding region runs from base 1 to 1176 and encodes 391 amino acids. NCBI's taxonomy places the organism in Eukaryota, Viridiplantae, Streptophyta, Magnoliopsida, Zingiberales, Zingiberaceae. The transcript is spliced from 4 exons.
AUGCUGAACUCUGAUGGAAUUGCACUAUUAGCCCUUUCCAGCAACUUGAUACUUCCACCGUCGGUGAACUCUACUCGGAAUUCAUCAUACCCAAGUCGCUGCAGAUGGGCGGGAAUAAGUUGCGACAGAAGUGGAUAUGCCACUUCAAUUGAGCUUCCUGUGCUACGAAUUUCGGAUUCUCUGGGCAAAGAAAUUGGGUUGCUUAGAUGUUUGAAGAAACUAAAUCUUGCUGCCAAUGAUCUUUCUAGAUUUAUUCCCUCAGAAUUGGGCAAUUGCACCCUUCUUGAACACUUGAAACUCUCAAAUAAUUUUCUUUCAGGUGAGAUACCAGUGACCCUUCAGAAUUUAGAAAAGUUAUCAAACUUGGCGCUUUACAAUAAUUCAUUGAGUGGCAAUAAACCGAGUCUUUUGUUCCAAAGACCGUCUCUUGAGAUUAUUUACCUUAAUGAUAACAAUCUCAAUGGCUCAAUUCCUUCUUUCAAUGCAAAUGCAUGCAAUGUUAAAUUAUUACAGCUUGGUCAAAACAAUCUUUCUGGUACAUUGCCAAAUUCAAUUGGACUUAUUCCCAUGACCAUAGAUAACCUCACAGAAAUGGAUGUUAGUCAAAAUGAUCUAGAGGGGAACAUCUCUUUUAGUUCAAAAACAAUAUGCAAGUUGGAGAGAUUAAUUUUCUCCGGCAAUAUAUUUGAAAGUGAACUUCUAGGCAUUGGAAAUCAAUUGGUGGUUUUGUUAUUAGGCAAUAAUAUGCUUAAUGGGACAAUACCUCCAGGCCUUGCAAACUUUUCGAGUUUGAAGAGGUUGGUUCUUUCACACAACAAUCUUAGUGACUCAAUUCCAGAAUUCUUUGUGGCAUCAAAUUUGCUAUAUAUUGAUUUAAGUUUCAACAAACGCAAUGGACAAAUUCCUCAAACUGUAGGGAACAUUGUGAAUCUGACCAUGAUCAACUUAUCUAUGAAUAAGCUUGAUGGACCGAUACCUCGACAAAUAGAAAACCUAUCCAACCUUCAGCUUCUGAAUCUGUUCAAUAACAAUUUGUAUGGUCCCUUGCCUUUUGAAUUAUCAGAAUGUCAUUGGUUAUUUGUGUUGGUCUUGAGAUUCAACUCUUUCAAUGGAACAAUACCGAUAAACUUUGAAAAUUUAUCUCAUCUCUCUCAGUUGAUACUGCAAGAGAAUUGA